AUGAGUAAUUUACUAAAACCUGAGAAUUGUGUUAUGUUGAAAGAAGCCGUAAUCGAUGAUAGUGAUGUUGUCAAAGGAAUUGUGGAAUAUGCACAGAGAAAUCGCGUCAAUACUAUAGUCGUUGGUGCAACUCACUCGUGUAAGAGUACUUUGGCACGAACUCUGAACCUGAGGAGUGGAAGCAAGACACAUUCACAUAGAAGAGGGAGCACCAAUGGAAGAUCAGAAAGAUCAACUCUACUUGAAAUGCCAAGGUGUUCUUCAGCUGGUCAGUCAACGAAUCAGAGGUCACUAUUUAGCCCCAGCUCGGUUGAAAGUGAUUCUCCAUCAGAUUCCUUAGGAGAUUUGGAAGCUGCGAUGAAAAUGUUGAGGCUCAAAUUGAAGCAAACUAUGGACAUGUACAGCUCAGCCCAAAACAAGGCUAAGGAGAUUAACCAAUGGAAGGAGGAACGUAUAUCUGAGGAAGCUACUAAGUUGCCUAAAGAGGCAGCUCUAGAACCGGUAGAAAUGGAGAAAGUUAAAGCUCAAGCUGCCUUGGAAGCAGCUGAGGAAGCCAUUAAGAUGGUUGAAAAGGAAGCACAAAAAAGAUUUCAGUUAGAGGUCAAGGCUAGGAGAGAGGCACAAGAGAAGGAUAGAACAUUAAAUCGGUUGAUCAACAACGAUACUAGGUACAGAAAAUACAGCAUAAAGGAUAUUGAAGAGGCUACUCAAAAGUUCUCUCCAUCAUUGAAAGUAGGUGAAGGUGGAUAUGGACCUGUGUUUAGAGGCCAACUUGAUCACACUCCGGUUGCAAUCAAAAUUUUAAACCCUGAAGCUUCGCAUGGAAGGAGGCAGUUCCAACAAGAGGUUGAGAUAUUAUGCAGCAUAAGGCAUCCUAACAUGGUCCUCCUCCUUGGUGCGUGUCCUGAGUACGGAUGCUUAGUGUAUGAGUACUUGGAGAAUGGCAGCUUAGAAGAUAGAUUGUUGAUGAAAAAUAAUAGCCCUCCAAUUCCAUGGUGGAAACGUUUUGAAAUAGCUGCUGAAAUUGCAACUGCACUCCUUUUCCUUCACCAAACAAAGCCAGAGCCAAUUGUGCACCGGGACCUUAAACCCUCCAACAUUCUGUUGGACAAGAACUUUGUGAGCAAAAUAAGUGAUGUAGGCCUUGCAAGAUUAGUUCCACCUUCUGUGGCUGAUUCUGUCACACAAUAUCACUUGACUGCAGCUGCUGGAACCUUUUGUUACAUUGAUCCUGAGUACCAACAAACAGGAAGGUUAACAAAAAAAUCAGACAUUUAUUCCUUGGGGAUAAUGCUACUACAAAUCAUCACAGCCAAGCCUCCAAUGGGGCUUGCACACCACGUUAAGAGGGCAAUUGAGAAGGAAACAUUCUCAGAAAUGCUUGAUAUUAUGAUCAGUGAUGUGCCACUGGAAGAGGCUCUAGCAUUUGCCAAACUCUCAUUGAGUUGUGCAGAGCUCAGCAAAAAGGACAGGCCUGAUCUUGCAACAGUUGUGGUGCCGGAGCUUAACCGUUUAAGGGACUUUGGAUUGACAUUUCAGAAAAAUUAGAACCGUAGCCACCCUCCACACUCUCUCACGCAUGAAGUCGGCGAUUAAGUACUUAAAAUAGGGGUUCCAUGUUGGUAUGUUGGCUCACCUGCCAUGUUUGUUUUGUGUAGAGACAUUUGCUCCAACUAACUUCUCUGCAGCACGCAUUGUUGUUGUGUUGUGAAUGCAAGUUUCCAACAGUUUUCUUCUAAUGGAAGAGUUCCUUUAAUCCAAUUAGAUGCCUGGUAGUCCAAGUUUGGAAAGUAAGAUUGUGAUGUAAAAGAUAAGAAACAUAACUUGUAAACUACAUUACUCUUAUCGGUGUAAAAUACUUUUA
Messenger RNA from Glycine soja, 1864 nucleotides. Its product is annotated as U-box domain-containing protein 52-like. The coding region runs from base 1 to 1548 and encodes 515 amino acids. The record is from RefSeq and is a predicted model, not a curated record. Lineage: Eukaryota; Viridiplantae; Streptophyta; Magnoliopsida; Fabales; Fabaceae. Gene Ontology annotation, molecular function: ATP binding; protein kinase activity. The transcript has 6 exons. Gene Ontology annotation, biological process: protein phosphorylation.